AUGAGUGGCCAUCAAGAACAUAUAGUAAUCCUUCCAUUUCUAGCACUUGGCCAUAUGAUACCUUUCAUAGCCUUAGCCAAAAAAAUCCAACAAAGAACUAACUACAAAAUCACUAUUGUUAGUACCCCUUUAAAUGUCAAAUAUCAAGAUUCAACUAAUUCAAAUAACAUUUCAUUAGUUUCACUUCCUUAUAAUAGUAGUGAACAUGGUUUACCACCAAAUACAGAGAACACAGAGGCCUUACCAUUAGAACAAAUGGUAACAAUUUUCAACUCAACAUUAUCUCUUAAAGAGCCACUCAAAAAAUUGAUUCUUGAAAUUAUUGAAACAGAUGGUAAGCCCCCACUUUGUAUAGUUUCUGAUACAUUUAUGGGAUUUGCUAGUGAAGUUGCAAGAUCUUGUGGAACUUUUAAUGUGAGUUUUACUACUGCUGGUGCUUAUGGAACUGCAGCUUAUGUGUCACUAUGGUUAAAUCUUCCUCAUUUGUUAGCUAUUGAUGGGGUUUUCAAAAUGCCUGGUUUUGAUGAUUCUUGUUGUUUUUUCUCUGUUGAUCAACUUCAUCCAUUUAUGAAAUUAGCUAAUGGGGAUGACCCUUGGUCUAAAGUGUUCAAAUCUUUGUUAUUACCUUCUUUUGAUUCUUUAGGGUUUUUGUGUAAUAGUGUUGAGGAUAUUGAACCUAUGGGGGUUAAGGCUGUCAAGAAUCUUACUAAACUUCCUGUUUGGUGUAUUGGACCUUUGCUUCCUCAAUGUACGCUCAAGAAAAGUGAAAAAGAUUCAAUCUUUGAAUCAAAAAGUGGUAAAGAACAUGGAUUGUCACCAGAAGAAUGUAUUUCUUGGUUGAAUGAACAUCCUGAAAGAUCUGUUCUUUACAUAUCUUUUGGUUCACAAAACACAAUUAGUACAUCACAAAUGAUGGCAUUGGCUAUGGGGUUGGAAGAAAGUGAAAGGCCAUUUAUUUGGGUGGUUAGGCCACCUAUUGGUUUUGACAUAAAAGGUGAGUUUAGAUCUGAAUGGUUACCAAAAGGGUUUCAAGAAAGAGUGUCAAAGAGUCAAAAAGGUCUACUAGUGAAAUCUUGGGCACCCCAAUUGCAAAUCUUGAGUCAUAGUUCAACGGGUGCGUUCUUG
This is a messenger RNA of Solanum stenotomum, 1125 nucleotides long. RefSeq names its product UDP-glycosyltransferase 92A1-like. NCBI's taxonomy places the organism in Eukaryota, Viridiplantae, Streptophyta, Magnoliopsida, Solanales, Solanaceae. The transcript is spliced from 2 exons. The annotation marks the transcript as partial. Gene Ontology annotation, molecular function: UDP-glycosyltransferase activity. The record is from RefSeq and is a predicted model, not a curated record.